This is a messenger RNA of Colletotrichum orchidophilum, 1431 nucleotides long. RefSeq lists its product as uncharacterized. Lineage: Eukaryota; Fungi; Ascomycota; Sordariomycetes; Glomerellales; Glomerellaceae. The record is from RefSeq and is a predicted model, not a curated record. The transcript has a single exon. The coding region runs from base 1 to 1431 and encodes 476 amino acids.
AUGAUUCGAUCACGCGAACAGACGAACAAACCGAAACACCCCGAUCACAGACCUCUCCUCGAGAUAAAGAAACACCCCGAUCACAGUUCUCUCCUCGAGACGAAAGAUGAGCCUCAAAAGUGCUCGGGAGCUAAAAAGACUCUCCGUGACACAUACGAACAGCUAUCUCGACCAUUGCCCUUAAGAGAUACACAGAGUCUCUCCGAGUCAUACGAAGAGCCAUCUCAACCAUUUCCCUCAGACGCCGAGCCAUGUGAUCAGCCAUCUCAACCGUUGGACCUAGGGUGGCUCCGUCGAUGGAUUAAGGCUAUUGCCAUUCGCGUAAUCAAGGAAAAAGAAUAUCAAGGACCAGGUCUCGACCAUGUCUUGUCGCCCAGUCUGAUUCUCGUCGUCGCUAAACAUCUCACCAUGGUCGAGCGAGCAGCCUUGUCUUUGACGAGCAAGAAGAUGUUACUGGCUAUCGGAGAAGAGAACUUUUGGUUAGUCUCGAAGUCUGGAGGGCAGCUUGACUUGUUGGCAUUGCUGGAGAGGGACGCCAGCAACUCCAGGGACGUCCUGUGCAGGCUCUGUCAAAAAUUCCAUGACCCCAUCCUAUCAGUCACGGCUAGCGACUACGACUCACAGGGACGUUCGGCUUCUUCAGCUCGCCCCUGUGUUAAAGAAAUUUUUUCCAGUCGGCAUCAGAGAAUGGCAUCUCCGUAUCUUCCACGCGAGCUCCACUUCAACAUGAUCAAGGCCUUUAUGCGUUCGCAACGUUCUCAGACAGGUUCUUACAGAUCGAGUCUCCUAGAAUCGACCGCUAUCUAUCGUCAUAAAAAGACUGAAGCCAACAUUCAACAAGCUACCACAUGCCGUGUUUUAAGCCAGGGCGACUUGCUUAUCAAGACCGUUACCACACUCUUCGCAUGCCGGGACGCAAACCAGGCAAAGAACAACGUUCGUUUUAUUGUCGAAUUACUGAAACGGAACAAACUAACAACAUGCUGCGAACAUGUCGACUGGAUGAAAACAUACCCGUUCGUCUUCAACUAUGUUGGGCUCCCUACCGAUGAAGACAAGCUUCGUAAAUAUCACAAAUCGAGGUUGAAUGACCCGAUGAAGAAGAUACGCGACAUCUGGAACCCAGCUGUCGUGCCGCGAUAUUCACCGAGAAAUUUUGUAUGGAUCAUGGCCUGCGAAAUUUGUUACACGAACUACACGUAUGAAUGGAAGGACACGGAGGAAGGGAGUCGAAUUGUCAUGCUCAUCUCGUAUAAGAAUCUUGGAAAGGGCGAGGAUGUGAAUGAUGUCAAGUGGUCAUCACAUUUCAAACACAACACCCCUGAUCCGAAUACCAAGCCUCGCGACACUCACUACGUAGGGUUUCCUCGGUGGCCUCAUGGGUAUACUUGGCAUGACAAGGUCGAUGAUUCAAGUUGGGAGAGAGAUUAA